Messenger RNA from Funneliformis mosseae, 1374 nucleotides. The record is from the annotation of a GenBank genome assembly. Lineage: Eukaryota; Fungi; Glomeromycota; Glomeromycetes; Glomerales; Glomeraceae.
AUGUUCUACGCCAAUAAUUUUGAAAAUAAAGAUACAGAACAUCAUACCUAUAAGACAUACUUGAAAGCAAUUAAGAAUGACCCGAAACUAUUAGAACCCCGUGAUAGUGAAACAGCACAAGGGUUAGCAGAAAAAGCUUUAAAGGAAUUUAAGGAUACGUCUGACAGCCGAUGGAUACAUCUAUCAGAACGUAAGCGAGUUCAUCUUCAUGAAGAAAAGUCGGUUGAAUCACGAAAAAAGAAAGUAUCCUCAAGACAAAGAGGAGAUACAUUGCCUGAUAGCACAAAAAUUGAAAAGGUGACUCCACUUGAUUUAGUGCAGUCAGAUAAUGAUGAUCAUCCCUCUCAAGAAGAAGAUGAAGGUGUAUUAAAUAUAAUCGAUUUAUCUGUCAUGAGCGAAUGGUUUUCCAUUGAGGAUAUAAAAUUCAUGACAAAAGAUUAUGCUGAUCUGUUAAAGGUUCCUCAGUUGCUGACAGAAGAAAAUUCAUUCAUAUCGAAAAUGGUACUUAAGGGAAAUGUAAAUGAUGCAUACAAGCUUUGCAUUGAAAAUCAUGUUGAUUCUGAAGAAAACAGCUAUAUGCACAAAAUAAGUAAGAUAUAUGCUGAGUUUAUUUAUAAAAGCAAGAACAAAGUCAAUAUCCUAAAUUAUGCAGGAGAUACGCACACAGAACUUGAUGUCAUCGUGAAGGCUUUCGGGUAUAUUAUUGAAAGACUGAACCCUGAUUUUGAAAUACAUCAAAAAUGGUUAGUAAAAGGCAUGGAAUAUUUGUUACUUCGUGAUCAAACUAUUUAUUAUACUUACAACCAUAUUCAUGGUCUAAAGGAGGAAUCCUUCUGCCCACUAAGUAAAAGUAAUAACUACAACAAGGGCAGAAAAUGUGACUUGCGCUUUCUAUCAAUGUCUGGAGUAGACAUAGGGGAGUGGGAAUUUGUAUCGGAAGUAAUCCCCCAUAAGGCUGUUGGUGACCGUUGCAGAUCUGCUAGGGUUAAUCAGUCUAUUUUGAAUGGAUUGUUAAAUCUCAACCUCACUGACAAGCAGGCUAAAAGUAUUAAAGUGCCCUUUAUGCAAGUAUGUCGCACAAGUGGCCAAAUGUUAAUCGAAGAUUUGGUUGAGGGCUUCUAUGUAAUAUAUCCUAGACUGAAAUUUGAGCUUCCGACAAGGCUUCAGCAUAUUAAAAAGCUUAAAUCUGCCGUCAAUACUAUAAAUUUUAUUAUAGAUAUGUAUGAGCAAACAAAUAAAAUAGCAGAGACUCAAGAAAACACACAUAAUGGAUUCGAUAAUAUUUUUAGUGAUGAUUCUGAUAUCAAACCUACUCAUUAUAAGGCCAAAUAUAUACAUAAACCAUGGUGGUCCCCAAAGGGUAAAAAAUCAUAA